AUGCACUACUUGAUCGCAAUUCUUGUAUUGUCGGCUCAAUUCGGUCGUGCAGAAUCAACGUCUACGCAAGUGCCGGAGCAUUAUCUGAUCACCGACUACAUCCUUUCUCGUUACAACAAAGGUCUGAUCCCGAAACGACUUCAGAAUGAAUCCAUAAAGGUGUCCUUUUCAAUGGAGCUCUAUCAAAUUAUUCAAGUGAACGAGCCACAACAAUUCCUUAUGCUCAACGCAUGGAUUGUCGAGCGAUGGGUGGAUAACCUACUCGGUUGGGAUCCGGAGGAUUUUUCAAACGUUACCGAGAUUAUGAUCCCGUUCGAUCAGAUUUGGAUCCCUGAUACGACACUUUACAAUUCACUUGUUAUGGAUGAUGAUGAUACACGGCGUCUGCUAAACGCCAAGCUAACCACCCGAGGAAAAGAAAAAGGAGCACUUGUGGAACUACUCUAUCCAACAAUCUACAAACUUAGUUGCCUCCUUGAUUUGAGGUUCUUCCCAUUUGAUGUACAGACUUGUAAAUUAACUUUUGGCAGUUGGACAUUUGAUAAUACCUUAAUCGAUUACUAUCCUCAUAACGUCACUCAUGCGAUUGGCACUGCUAAUUGCAUUGAUAAUGAGGGAUGGAACGUUCUCAAGACCUCGGUUCAUCGCCUUGUAAAUCACUACGCUUGUUGUCCGAACAAUUAUACUUUGUUGGAGUUUCAUCUGGAUAUUCAAAGGAAACCCUUAUAUUAUGUGAUCAAUCUUAUCACACCUACCUCAAUUAUUACACUCAUUUCUAUUGUUGGAUUCUUCAGUUCAUCAUCCAUAAAUGAGUUGAGAGAAGAGAAGAUUACACUCGGGAUUACAACACUAUUAUCGAUGUCAAUUUUAAUCUUUAUGGUAUCCGAUAAAAUGCCAUCUACGUCUUCAUUCAUUCCUCUGAUUGGAUGGUUCUAUACAAGUAUGAUUUUGUUGAUUUCUUUAUCAACGUUGGCUGCAUCCAUUGUUAUAUAUAUUCAGAAACAAGGUAUGCUGGGAAAACCACCUGCUCGUAAAAUUAUGCGAUGGGCACGUUUUGUGGCACGAAUCGUACGAAUGGAGAUGCCGCUCCUUAUGAAACAAGCAUAUGCUCAAAAAGCAAGGGAAGAGAAACUGAGAAGAGCCCAAGAUGGGCGAAAACAGAGUCUCUGGCAGCGGGUCUACAAAGUAGCACGGGAACAAGCACAACAGCGUAAGACCUCAGGUUCUUCCGCAAAAAUCAACGGGGUAGCGCCGUCACCGGAUGUGCAACGGUUACAAGUGCCGAAGAAAAGUUGCACGAUAAGCACAGAUGUCACAUGCAUCACUGAGCCAUGCGAUACAACUGGAUUGGUGGAAUUCUCAAAUAUGUCAGAUGAGGAGAAUUCCUCUUUUCCGGACAUUGACUACACAGCACCACCACCACCGGUUUCGAAAUUUCAAUGCUUACAAAAAAUGAGCACUUGUGCUUCAUUGGAUAGUAUGAUCCGAAAUGUUGACAUUAUUUCACCACGAACAAUGCAGAGAAAUAUGGCUGAACUCGAGUACGACUGGUUGGCGGCCGUUGUAGAAAGGAUAUUUUUAAUAUUUUUUAUCAUUGUUUUCUUGUUGACAGCGGUUGGAAUCAACUGUAUUGGUUUAUUUUAUUGGUGGACAGCGUAUGAUUACACUGUUUGA
Molecule: messenger RNA, 1674 nt
Organism: Necator americanus (New World hookworm)
Lineage: Eukaryota; Metazoa; Nematoda; Chromadorea; Rhabditida; Ancylostomatidae
Exons: 15
Coding region: 1-1674 (557 amino acids)
Biological process (GO): chemical synaptic transmission; signal transduction; monoatomic ion transmembrane transport
Cellular component (GO): neuron projection; plasma membrane; synapse
Molecular function (GO): transmitter-gated monoatomic ion channel activity involved in regulation of postsynaptic membrane potential; excitatory extracellular ligand-gated monoatomic ion channel activity; transmembrane signaling receptor activity
Source: RefSeq, a predicted model, not a curated record